Messenger RNA from Hermetia illucens (black soldier fly), 1161 nucleotides. RefSeq lists its product as uncharacterized. NCBI's taxonomy places the organism in Eukaryota, Metazoa, Arthropoda, Insecta, Diptera, Stratiomyidae. Bases 1 to 1161 code for a protein of 386 amino acids. The record is from RefSeq and is a predicted model, not a curated record. The transcript has a single exon.
AUGCUUAGUAAAGAAGAAGAAGAAUGUGAAGCGCACUAUCAAGCGACCACCAAACGAUUGGAAGAUGGACGAUUCGAAGUGCAGCUCCCACUCAAAGCUGACCCAAGAACAAACUUGGCACCAUCGAGAACGGCUAUCGCUGCUGUGAUCUACAUUCGGAUCCUUAAGCACUCGGAGGAGCCCAAGGCUAGACUACUAACGGCUAAAACGAAGGUAACACCGCUUGCUGUACAAACCAUACCACGACUUGAGCUCAAUAGCGCAGUAUUGCUGGUCAAACUAAUGAAUCAAGUUAAGGCCUCAGUUGUCAGUUGGAUUGAUACUGCCACCCACUACUGGACAGACUCAACGAUUGUACUCUCUUGGUUAGCCGACCAUCCAGCUCGAUGGAAAACUUAUGUCGCAAAUCGAGUGAGUGAAAUUCAUGCAAGUAGCACACCGGAACAGUGGCAUCAUGUGGGGACGCACGAAAACCCUGCUGAUUGCGCUACACGGGGAUUGACCCCAGCACAGCUAAACGAAUUUGGGUUAUGGUGGAAUGGCCCAAAGAUUCUCACAUCCGAUACUGUUAGCUUCCCAACAAUGAGGUGCAUUGAACCCAUGGAGCUAGAGAAAAGAGACACCUUGCUCAUGUUACGAGCAGAAGAACAGGAUCUAGUGAUCGAUAAAUUCUCCAACUAUACGAGGCUAAUCCGUGUAGUUGCAUACUGCAGACGACUGUUGCCGAGUAGUAAUGGUUACCAAUCCUGUGGAUAUCUCACCGCGGAAGAACUGCGAACAGCCAGAACUGCGUGCAUUAAGAUAGCGCAAACUCAUUCGUUUUUACCCGAGAUCCAAAGAUUAAAGAAAGGGCAGUCGAUCGAUAGUAAAUCACGAAUCAUCCAAUUACGUCCAUUUAUUGAUUCCUGCGGUAUCCUCAGGGUGGGCGGAAGGCUACAGAAUGCCAACAACGUCAACAAACAUCCCAUUAUAUUGGAUGGUAAAUGCAAUUUCACUGAGAUCAUUGUGCGGCAUGGUCAUCAUAAAACUUUACACAGAACCUCACAACUAAUGUUAUCGACUCUACGGCAAGAAUAUUGGAUUUUAAACGCUCAGAAAAUGGUAAAACGAUGCAUGCAUAAAUCUGUUACAAAAGUAACGCGCAACCACAAGCUCAAUUGA